Messenger RNA from Argentina anserina (silverweed cinquefoil), 1400 nucleotides. Its product is annotated as B-box zinc finger protein 32-like. Bases 223 to 1038 code for a protein of 271 amino acids. The record is from RefSeq and is a predicted model, not a curated record. Lineage: Eukaryota; Viridiplantae; Streptophyta; Magnoliopsida; Rosales; Rosaceae. The transcript has a single exon. Gene Ontology annotation, molecular function: zinc ion binding.
CUCUCUCUCUCUCUCUCUCUCUCUCUUCUCUGUCACUCCUCCUCACCACCGCCUUUCUCUCUAUUUAAUCUCCCUCCUCUAUACCUCACACCUCUCCCCAACUCCAUCUCAUAUUCUCAUUCCAUCUCCAACCACACCGAAAGAAACCUUCGUUCAUUUCUUGAUCAUCAGAGCAAUAUUGUUUCAAAUCACUCUCAAACUUGAGAGAACAUUCUCGAAGCAAUGAAGGGUCAUCCGAUGUGCGAGCUCUGCGACCAGCGCGCCGCUCUCUACUGCCCCUCCGACUCCGCCUUCCUCUGCAUCUGCUGCGACUCUAGGGUUCACAGCGCCAACUUCCUCGUCGCUCGCCACUUCCGCCAGCCCCUCUGCUCCAACUGCAAAGCCCUCGCCGGAGACCCCAUAUGCGGUGAGAGUGUCCCCAGUGGUAACUGGCUUUGCUCGUCCUGCUCCCCGGAGGAGGACUUCUCCGGAGUCGACGAUGAUUGGUCAUCGUCGUCGUCUCUUGAUUCGGCUUGCUCUGCAUGCAACUCCAGCACGGAGUCUUUAGCCGCGACGGCGACGACGACGACAGCAAACGUCUGUCUGCGGAGAUCCGGGAGCUCAGUGACCGAAGUCUCCGGGAAGGACUCAUACGUACCGGCGAGAUUCACAAAAAGGUUUACGAAGAGGAGAAGAGCUGCGUCGACGACGAGUGUGGACGCCAGAGAGGAGGGUACUUUCGUGAAUUGGUGCAAGAAGCAUGGGAUGAGCAGUGGUGACUCCGCCGUGGCGGUAUCUUCGGCUUCUCAUACUUUAAGGUUUUGUUUUGCGCGGUUUCCGGGGGUGCCGAUGAGAGUGUCGCUCGCGGCGUCGUUUUGGUUCGGGCUGAGGCUUAGAGGGGACACGGCGGUGUCGACGAGUAAGAAUCUGAGAAGGGUGGAGGAGAUAUCAGGAGUGCCGGCGAAAUUGAUACUGGCCGUUGAUGCGAAGCUUGUUAGGGAACUGAGAGUGAGGAGAUCAGGGAGGGCUGAGCUAGAGGAGGGCUGGGCGGAGUGUUGAGGUUUGGCACAUUGCAGUAGAACGAACAAGCGUGGAGUGUCGAUGGUAGUAGCUGAUUAGUCAAUUAGAUUUGGAUCUUAUCAAUUAGUUUUUUUUUCCGACGAAGAAUUAUGAAUUAGCUUUGUAAUUUUAGUUUUUGGUUUUUUAAUCUUUGCAAAAUCAUGGUCACUUUUUUGUGGUGUUUCUUAGCACCAUUGGAAGUUAGAAACAGUAUAAAAUUCAAGACUUUGAAAUCGGUGGAUCAUGGUCAUGAUUUCCAUUUAAGUAGUUAGUGGUUUAAAGUAAUCUAGGAGCUCUGGAUCCGUGGAUCGUUCCAUGGUUGUUACUUGUAAGCGCUCAUAGUGAUCUUCCAUUUAUUUUUG